Molecule: messenger RNA, 1633 nt
Organism: Westerdykella ornata
Lineage: Eukaryota; Fungi; Ascomycota; Dothideomycetes; Pleosporales; Sporormiaceae
Exons: 4
Coding region: 90-1433 (447 amino acids)
Source: RefSeq, a predicted model, not a curated record
UUGGCGCGGUCAAGGUGACUAGGGCUGAAUCCGGAGCAUUCACGACUCUAAGCGUGUUGGAAUGGAUCGACCAAGUUCACUUCACCGCGAUGGCGACAGACCUGGACCCGGCUACUGUCGUCAGCGCGAUCAACUCCAUUGCCAUAUUGCUACGCCAUCUCUCCGAGCGUGUCAGUUCAGUCGAACGACGGCUCGACGGACUUGAAGCUGUAAAACACGGCCAGGCGGUCUCCGACCCGGCCACUGCCAAACAACUCGCCUCCACGCCUGACGACACCCCCAAGGCGAAUCAGGCUCAAGGUGACGGCUUCGUCUCGUUUGCAAAUAACCAUGCAUCGCGAGAGCAGAGCCCGACGAAGGCAUCGCCGCCGUCAUGUCUCGAUCACGCGACUUGCGACAUCCGCCGCCAUCUGGAGCCCCUGAACACCAGUAUCCAGAUCCUAACCACGCACGUGCUCCGCCUUGAGAAGACCAUCACCCAAACGACUUCUCAGAUUCCCAGGCCCGCAAAAGCUUCUGUGACAUCCAGCAUCGAUUCCGGCCACAGCAACGCAUCCUGCACAUUAUCAUCGCAACCGCAAUCCCAAGGUCAUAUUCCCAGGUUCCGCAAACGUCCCUCUAGCACAACUUCCGCGUCCAGCAAACCAGCCUCCUCUCCAGCGCUUGCCUCUUCACAGCGAAGAAAGCCCGCGACGCCUCCACCCUCGGGCACAUCGUGGGAAGGACCUUGGCCGGCGGUCAGCGCUUCAACGUCUACUGCUGCCCAUGGUUAUAUGCCCCCUGUCUUCGGCCAAGCGUCUACGCCAGCGAGCAGUGUCAAGAACUUUGGCAUCGAUAUUUCCAACAGUCCGUUUACUUUCUAUGCUGGGAUAGGCGGCGCGUCGCCUUUCGCGAAGUUGGCGAUGAAGAGGAAGAAGAAUGCCGACGAGAACGCUGGUCGGCCCAUCUCUGAAAAAGCGGCUGCGCUGUCUGGAAGUCCGUCCAGUGACUCUGAGGGCAACAGGAAAACUAGUAUUGGAAACAUACGUAGGAGCGCGAGUCUCAGCCGAAGUACGGGACAAAAGGAAGGGAUGGGCCCGGGAAGACGACAAGCAAGAACAAGCUUUGGCCCUGUACUUUUCAGGCCCAUGUCCGCGGCGAUGACGAGAAGGAGUCUACCAGUCUUGCGCUUGGAAAACACGGAGAAGAGGGACAGGGCGGAGAGGGCACGAUUUGACGCCUUGCCGACGAGGAAGGCCACGGAUGUUGGGUACAAGAGGUGUUCGCUGCUUGGGGAGACGCCGGAGAAGUCUGCAAAGCAAAAAGGGAUUUCGUUUGAGGCGGGAAGGGAAUUAUCGGCUGCGGAUGGGCAGAAGAAAUGGAACUGUUUUGAGGGGCUGUUUCAGGUAGGGAGCUGGUUGGAAUUGUAUAUUCUUCGAGUGAUGGAGCGAUGAAGGUUGGGGAACAGACUGGCAGGUAGGCUAGGCUGCCAGUAACCUCUGGGUGCGUACUCAGCACUUUACAUGUGGAAGUCGGUAUCUUGUUCAUUUCCACCUCACCGACCAAAGUUAGAGCCCAAUACAGACAUGCCGACCUCUGUAUCUCCUUACCAACCAUCAUCCGUUUCCGCCAAUUCUCACCCCACGCAGAGGGG